Messenger RNA from Fusarium redolens, 1129 nucleotides. RefSeq lists its product as uncharacterized. The transcript has 3 exons. The record is from RefSeq and is a predicted model, not a curated record. Lineage: Eukaryota; Fungi; Ascomycota; Sordariomycetes; Hypocreales; Nectriaceae. The coding region runs from base 149 to 844 and encodes 231 amino acids.
GUGAUAACGAGUUGGCGGUCAAUUCCAUGUGGCAGAAAGUAUAAAAGACAGCUAAAGCCUAUGAUAUCUUGUAGGUGCCUUAUACUGCCCUCCGAAUACAGCACCAUUCAUCUCACUCUUCGAUCACAAGUCUCGAGUAACUGCAAAAAUGGAAACUCGUCUCCUUCUUCCUGAUGGCCGUGGAAUGAAGCCACAAAUAUUUGGUGAGGGCGGCUCCAUAUUGGGCUCCAUGGCAUUUGGUCCUACUCAUAUAAAUUAUGGAAAAGAAGUGGUUCAAAAGGGUGAUAAAAUGGUUGUUUGCAGGGGAUCGAACCAAAGCACCAGGGGAGCUCCCCAGUCUAACUACCUUUGUAUAAAUGGAAAGGCAGUGGCGAUGAACCUCAACAUACCAAAAGGUUUUGCAUCAGUUCUUUCUGUUUACACCGGCUAUUUUCACCUAGCGAUUUGGUGUGUGGUUGAUGCACCUGUUUGCGUUGCCGUAUUCAAGAUUACACAUGGCGACCCAAGCAGUCAGAAUUCUAUAGAACAUCGUCGUCCUACAUUGACCUAUAACGUCGAGCUGGAAGAAGCUUGUUCUGCAGAUGACGCUAAGAAACGUCAAGUGGUCACUCACAAGGUCGACCCCAGCCAAGAAAAGAUUACACUGGUCUCCGAAGUUGUUGGCAGGCAUACUGAAGAGACUUUGGAUGGUACAAUCUUCCAGUCAGCUGGAGGAUGCUACGUAUGGAUCCACAACGAUAACCUGGAGCGAUUCGAUACAUGUCUAUCGGAGGACAUAAUGGUUGAUCUCGACAUCCAGCACAUGGAAGAGCGAGUACGCACUUUGGCCAAUAUCUUCAAAUGAACCCAAGUAGCUAUGACAGUGGCAUUCAUGUACUGCCCUCUUUGUGAAGGUUCGUUGUUCAGGAAUUUAUCAAGAACAGUUGACGGUGACGGAUUGGAAACAUAUUGUACUAAGCUGGGAGCUGUUCAGUUUACUCAAGGCAUUAAAGGAAGCCCUUAAUGGCAAUCACUCAACUCCGAUCAAGACAUCAACAUCCAGUUUACUGGCUUUCUGUGAAAUCUUCAGGAUCCCUACGCCUCAGUGAUGUCAAAUCCACGUUUACAAGUCGUUGACCUACAAUUCGAG